Molecule: messenger RNA, 1560 nt
Organism: Cryptomeria japonica (Japanese cedar)
Lineage: Eukaryota; Viridiplantae; Streptophyta; Pinopsida; Cupressales; Cupressaceae
Exons: 4
Coding region: 270-1346 (358 amino acids)
Biological process (GO): protein ubiquitination
Cellular component (GO): CCR4-NOT complex
Molecular function (GO): ubiquitin-protein transferase activity
Source: RefSeq, a predicted model, not a curated record
GACUGCCCAAAAUUAAAUCAAUGGCAGACAAAUCCUCCACGUGUGCCUCCCUAUCGUCACACUGACCGUUCAUUCUGUAGCAAUCGAACGGAUAAAACCAUAGGCCCGAUACCAAGGGGGAAAACCCCAACCAAGUGUUAUAAUAUCUGCAAGCUCGGAUUUGUAUGUAUGCACGAUUAGCAGAAGCCCUUGAACAUAUUGAUACAUAGAUCGCGAUUGACUACGAUAAUUCCAAGGCUUUUGCAGGGGUGCUUUUUUAAUAUUCGAAAAUGGUUCUGGAAUGCGGAGGAAAUGUCCUUUGCGAGGUGGAUCCUAAAGUAGAGUCGUCCUCUCUUGCUUCCAAGGCAGGGGCCGCUAGGGAUUAUGCUGCGAAGAAGAAAAAGGUGAACAGGCGAGCCAAGUUGAAGCAAUGCAAACUGGAUGCGCGCCGCGAGCAAUGGCUGUCUCUAGGCAAGAAUAAGAUAACUUGGCAGCACCAACAGCAGCAGCAGCACAAUGAAAACGGCGAGAGUAGCAAAGACAGCGGUGCCACUAAUUCUAUUAGUACUAAUUCCGGGGAAGGAAACAAUGGCGGUACUCAAACAGAGCAAGUAGAAAUACUUCGAAGAAGUUUUUCGGACAUAGAUUCCAGAAGCUCAAAGGCUUCAAUUGAAGAAGAGGAAUAUGACAAUGAGGGUUGCAGCUCAGAAGAUAAUAAUAACAAAAGUCAAGCUCCUGAUAGCAGCCAAGAAGAUGAUGAAGAGGAGGAUGAUGGUAGUUCGGAUGUCGAAGAUGACUGGGAGGCUGCUGCGGAUGCUCUAAAUAUAGGGCAGCCUGUGCCAAAACCUGUUAAGGAAGAAAUCCAAUCUAUUUCUGAUAAUGCCUCUGAUGACAAUAAAUCCAAAUUCUCUAUCGAGGAUGGGAUUCUAAAACCUGAGUAUAAGAUCAAGUCCACAAGUGCUGGAAACAAAUCUCUCCGUAGUGUUAGUGGCAGGGCUUGGAGGCCCGAUGACGCUUCUCGUCCUAAUACAUUGCCAAAGCUUACCAAGCUUCACAGUUUCCCAUCACAGUCCUGCCGUCCCUUGUGUUGGGGCAGUACAUGGAGUGGUAAUCAACAUAAUGCCUCUUCUUCAUCAGUUCCAGUGCCACUGUCUUGCCCUAUUUGCUAUGAGGAUUUGGAUGUUACAGACUUCAAUUUUGUUCCCUGUAAUUGUGGUUUCCGUCUCUGCUUGUUCUGCCACAAGAGGAUCCUUGAGCAAGAUGGGCGGUGUCCGGGAUGCAGGAAGCGAUAUAGUGUUAACGAUACGAGUGCCAAAGUGGCAAUUGUAAGGUUGCCUCGUUCCUGUAGCAUGAGAUUAAAAGUCUAGGAAAGGGCACUAGCACAGCUUUAUGUCGUAUUUUGUGAUCAUCCAUCCUUUGUAUAGAACUUUAUUAUAUACUAUAUAUAUCUAUACAUAUAUAGGAAGUCAUAAGAAGAGGACAUGGAUGUAUGAUUCUUUCGCUGCUUGUGAAUAGAGGGGUGAUGUCAGAGUCGAGAAUGUUACAUGUGCUGCCUAAUUAAUUUAUUUAAAUUUUGCGUCA